Molecule: messenger RNA, 5524 nt
Organism: Labeo rohita (rohu)
Lineage: Eukaryota; Metazoa; Chordata; Actinopteri; Cypriniformes; Cyprinidae
Gene: lrit1a
Product: leucine-rich repeat, immunoglobulin-like and transmembrane domains 1a
Exons: 4
Coding region: 1458-3389 (643 amino acids)
Cellular component (GO): endoplasmic reticulum membrane
Molecular function (GO): protein binding
Source: RefSeq, a predicted model, not a curated record
ACUCUCUAAACUGAGAUUUUCACACAUUAUGAUCCAUACAUAUGUUCCUCACAUACAGGUCUAAUAUGUAAUAACUUUUAAAAGAUGAAUUUGGUUUUGCUGGUGAAAAUUAGAUUCGCCACCUUACAUGAAUGUAACUUGUAAGCUUUUAAGCUGUAAGCUUUUACUGAAUUCUCUAGCUAUACUUUACAACUCUGAGACUCACAAAAAGUUCUCUAGAGGGCAUAAUGUGACCUUAGUAGGUGUUUGGGAGAGGUUUAGAAAGUCAGAGGUUAAAUUAAAUGUUUAUCAUUUUCUAUAUUGAUAUAUUUCAAAACAAUAUGAUGAUAUCUUCCCUCAAACUCAUGGCAGAGUAGAGAAAUUCUGUUUCAUAUUUACAACUUGGCGCUAAAGAACCGACGACCUGGUUCCAAGGUUCAACCCAUGUUGUGUUUGCAAACCUACAGUAGCAUAAACAAACAGACUUCUGGCAGAAAUAACUCUUGUGGUCCAAGUUACUGGAAAACAGUCUCAUUAAACAGACACGCCAUACUAGUUUUAUACCAAAGAUGGAUUUACAUGUAACACUUUCAGAAACAAAAUCUGUGGAAAGUUUUAACUCCUCUGCAUGUGGUCCUUAUUCCAGAAACUCAGGAAAAUGUUGAAAUACGUAUUAACAUUUCUUGUGCUUUUCUUGUUUACUGUUUUGAGCUUAUGAGGUUUAAUUUUUUUCUUACAUUGGCUUGUAUCUGUCUAUUAAGAACAGUUGUUUUUACAAACCCUAGCAACUGGCUUUUAGGAAGAGCGCAAGCUGCCUGUCAGCCAAGGCCUAACAGGAUUACAUGCCGGAAAAUAUUUAAAAAAUCCUAUCGGACAUGCCACUCAACAAUAGCUGUGCACUAAGUUGGACGUCCAAGUCUGAGAGACAACUCUCCUGCUGAUGAUACUUUGCACAUUUUAUAGCAGGGAAAUAUUAUUUACAACAUUGCUAAAUUAGAUAGAUAGCCAUCUUUCAACACUCCCUGGUCUCCCCUGCAAGAAUACCUAGGUGAUAGUGACUGGUACAGCCAGAACACACCAGCUUCCAAAAAGACCAUAAGCUCUUACACAAUCUAGAAGUGAUGCAACAAAUUUCAUAGUUUAGCUGUCAGGUAGAGGAUGGUUUGAAAGAGAGCUAGAUGGGGGAUGGGCAUUAAACAUUAUGGCCAAUUCCGAAAUAUUUCCUCCUAUAAUUAACAGCUGUAUCUCUGUGUAGCCUAUCAGAUUCCAAGAGGCAUCCGCAUCUAAAUGAAAAUAACGCGUGUGCUUUUGCUAAUCCUCAUCUGUCCUUUUUAUCUGCUGGACUCAUAGCAGUCAGAUCACUAUGGGACAUCGGAGCAGAGAGACGAUGACAUGCUGCUUAUUUUUCCCAUAAUUGCAAGUGGAUGGUUCUUUAUUAAAACGACGUUCGGCGGUGUUUUGCUGACACUAGUAGCGAAAUGUCUCUUACCGUCUUUUUGAGUCUGCUACUGGCAUCUGGUGGCUUUCCACUUGUUCGGAGCACCUGUCCUACCCAAUGCAGCUGCUUUUAUCAUAACCUAAGUGAUGGAUCAAGAGCGAGGAGCGUGAUUUGCAACGAUCCCGAGAUUUCCCUGGUGCCUGCCACGUUCCCAGGCGACACCUCGAAACUUCGGAUUGAAAAGACUGCCAUCAAGAGGAUCCCGAGCGAGGCUUUUAGCUAUCUCUCCAACUUAGAGUUCCUUUGGAUGUCUUUUAACGUUUUAUCCUCUCUCAACUCGGACAGUUUCCGGGGCUUGUACAGUUUAGAGGAACUAAGGCUCGAUGGAAAUUCGCUCACUUCGUUUCCGUGGGAAUCCCUCAUGGACAUGCCCAGUCUGAGGCUACUCGAUAUACACAACAACCAGCUGUCCUCAGUACCAUCUGAUGCUUCUCUCUACAUGAAAAAUUUAACCUACCUGGAUUUAUCCAGCAAUAAUCUGCAGACAGUGCCAUCUGAGGUCCUCAAUACUUGGUUGACAGUCAAACCCAUCCAGGGAGCAGAAAGUUCAAAAAUGAUUCUUGGUCUUCAUGACAACCCCUGGUUGUGCGAUUGUCGCUUAUAUGACCUGGUCCAGUUCCAGAAGUCUCCCAGUCUAUCGGUGGCCUUCAUUGACACCAGGCUCAGGUGUGCUGAUCCAGAAAGCCUCUCUGGUGUUCUGUUUAGCGAUGCCGAGCUCAGGCGCUGCCAGGGCCCUCGCGUCCACACGGCCGUAGCUCGUGUGCGGAGCGCAGUGGGCAACAAUGUCUUGCUGCGAUGCGGAACUAUUGGGGUUCCCAUCCCUGAGCUGGCCUGGAGAAGGGCAGAUGGGAAGCAACUGAAUGGGACAGCUCAGCUGGAGAAUUCGAAGGAGGGAAUAGUUUGGUCUAUUUUGAGCGUGCCUGCCGUGUCCUAUCGUGACACGGGAAAAUACAUCUGCAAAGCAACGAAUUAUGCAGGGAGUGCAGAAGCCGUCAUUUCUUUGAUUAUAAGUGAUGCACCCAAAGCUGAGAAUCCAACUGUGGAGCCAAAAACCAAAGUGAAGUCCAAGAAGCCAAACCCAAUAGUCAAGGCAGCCUAUCAAGAAAAACACAUCGCCACGUUUGUUUCUCCAACGCCGAACAAUGCGCUACAACCCGGUGCCACCGGGAGCUACACAGGCCCAUAUCCAGGUAUGGAAAGCGACAAUGCUGCGAACAGUCGGACGAAUACCCAAACGGCCAGUCCUGAUGGGUUCCUAGAAACCAAUCUGAGCAACCUGGCUGCGAACACGUCCUCGCUGCAGCAAGAUCCCGACAGGGUUGUGCGCUCUGUUAAAGUGAUUGGCGAUACGGACUACACUGUGUGUUUGAACUGGAGGGCGCCGACUGCCAAGAACACUACGGCUUUCAGCGUCCUCUACGCCGUGUUUGGCGAGAGGGAUAUGCGCAGAAUUAACGUCAGUCCAGGCAACAACCGGAUCAUCAUCGAGGGACUGGUUCCAAAAACCAAAUACAUCGCCUGCGUGUGCGUCAAGGGGCUGAUCCCCAGAAAGGAGCAGUGUGUAAUCUUCUCAACAGAUGCGGCGGCAAGCGCUAAUGGAACCCAAAAGCUCAUUAAUGUAGUAGUAAUCACGGUUGCCUGCGUGAUAGCCGUGCCUCUGACUGUGAUCGUGUGCUGCGGGGCACUUAAGAGGAAAAUCAAGAAGUUUCUGGGCAAGAAGUCCAAAGACAUUCAGGACUCAUAUGUGACGUUUGAGACUCUGUCUCCCAGCACCAAGGCUAAAGGCUUGGAGGGGGAAUAUCUCAACAGACUGAAUGCAGAAGAGUCCAACAGACUGCUGUCAGCCCGGUCCAGCCUAGACUCGGAGUCCACGGCCAAGAUUGAGGGACAACCCAACGAAUACUUCUGCUGACAAUAUCCCUCAGCCACAAUUCCACCACGCAGCCACCACAGUAUCCAGGCCCAGCCGCAGUACCUGAGUGCACAUAAUCUGUACCAGCAGUACAUGACUGGCCAUCCAUGAAGAAGUUUCUGGAUACUUAGCAUAAGUAGCAAAGUGCACAAGCGAAGACUUUUAUGUUCUCUUGAUAACGUUGCUCUUUGUUACUGUGCUUUUGGACUUGGUUCUAAACUAAGCCUUUGGCUGGUGGUGGGGUUGUGGCUGAGCAAUCCCAGGAACAUGUAGAUAUAGACUUUUACCCCUUCUGACAGUGCUAGGAGGAACUGAUUCAAAGGGAAAUGUUCAUAUGAAUUCUUGUCUAUUUGUAUAUAUGGAAAAAAAUCUAUUAAUAUGUAAUAAUACUAAUAUAUGUGUAAUAUUAGUCAGGUGUAAUACAAUGAAAACAUAUUGCUUUUCAUACACUGAAAAAAAAAGAAUCAACCGUUAAGAGAUCAUGUGCGAACAGGACAGUUUCAGAAAUACCGGUAAAUUUGUUUUGGUAAUUUACUGGUAUGAGAACUUGUACCAUUACAAGUAAAUUACAGGUAAUGUGCUCUGUGUGAACACAGAACGAGAUUAAGGGUAUGAGCACGUAUGAGUUCAGGAAAUGCUGAUAUAAGACAUCAACUCUGCACCAAUCAUAACAUUAUGACGCAGAUAACGCAUUUACUCCAUGCUGUGUAGUUUAGUUUAAAGUUUUCUAAUAUCAUAGCUGUGUCCGAAAUCUUUCACUCGUUCACUCAUUCACUAAUCCCUAUAUAGUGUAUGGCAGUUGAGUGCACUAUAUAAGAAGAAUGAACGGUGGAUGGCAACGAAAAAAAAAAAAAUCUUCGUACUUUUAUCUUACAUGUACCUUAUUUUAGAAAAUAAUUUUAAUAACAAUAACAAUUCAAACUUGCCUGCUCCUGCUCUCUUUUCCAGCUCGCUAUUUCUCUGCAUUGGAUUGUGGGAAUAGUGCUUUGGCGAAUGUACAUUGGUUGUACACCUAAAAUCAGAAUGCAUUGUGGGUAUAAGGCUAUGUUUACACUAGUGUGUUUUUGUUUAAAAAUGCAUAACUUUUGCUACCAAUACACCUAUUGUUUAUAGUACUCCGGCGUUUUUGACCCUCAAAAACUGACACUUUCGAAAAUGCUGCAGACCGCGUUUUAGCUUUCAAACUCUGAGGUUGCAUUUCAGUUUAAAUUGCCCAAAAUUAGACUUUUGAAAAUGACGGCAAGGCUGCCAGCAUUCACUCUGCAUAUCCUUGACGACUAUGUAAAUAAAAACAUCAUGCUCAUGCUCACUUCGGAGGCUCAUUUUAAAAAAGUAACCGUUAAAUUGCAAAGUAAAAAAUGAAAUUACAGUAUUUUUACACCCCAAGGAAUAACAGUCAAUAAUUUUAUUACAGUUACUCACCUUGAAUAAGAAUAAGCCUGAAAAAAAAACUGCAUACAUUAGUGACAUGCAUUUUUGGUUGUGUAGUAUAGACAGAUUUUUUGAAAUGCAGUAAAAACACCAGUGUAGACAAGGUUUUCAUUUUAAAACAAAAACGCACUAGUGUAAACAGGGUCAAGGAAUGUUGGGAAUUAAGUCGUUCACUCAAAAUUCGCACAGCUCAACAAAAUGUCUGACACCUGAUAUAGUGCACUAUAUAGGGGAUAGGGAGCGGUUUCGGACACAGCUCAUGUCCCAUGGGCCAAAAGCAUCUGCAUAAAUAUGAACGUUUGAUGCAAAAUUGAAAACAUCAACAAAAUGCUGACCACGUUUACAAGCACAACACUGGGAGAUGCAGCCGUUUAGACAUCAUUUCCAGUUAAUGAUGUCACAGAAUUUACAGGUAUUUUGAAAUUGACGUGUGAAUGGUGCUUUACCGGUAAAAGACGGAACAACUUUUUUGUAUUUACCUGUAAAGUCAUUCCAGUAAUUUUAUGCCAAGUUACCAGUAUUACUGUGUGAAAGGGGCUAUGGAACUCAACAUUAAAUCAUGUUUUCUCCGAUAAUCUUUAUGUACAACUUUUAAAAAUAUUUUUUACAUUGUAUGCACCAUGUGUAUGUGACAUUUCUGUUUACCAUGUGAAACUUGUGCCACCUGAACCAUUCAGAACUUUUCUGUCCCAGGUUGCUCAGUA